Molecule: messenger RNA, 2956 nt
Organism: Heteronotia binoei (common prickly gecko)
Lineage: Eukaryota; Metazoa; Chordata; Lepidosauria; Squamata; Gekkonidae
Gene: MAN1A1
Product: mannosidase alpha class 1A member 1
Exons: 12
Coding region: 413-2383 (656 amino acids)
Biological process (GO): N-glycan processing; carbohydrate metabolic process
Cellular component (GO): endoplasmic reticulum; extracellular exosome; Golgi membrane
Molecular function (GO): mannosyl-oligosaccharide 1,2-alpha-mannosidase activity; calcium ion binding
Source: RefSeq, a predicted model, not a curated record
CGUGCUCCAGGGAGGCGUCGUGCGCGCGAGAGAAGAGCGGCGGCUUGGUUGAAGCGAGACCCAGCGCACCUACGGGCUUUCCUAUGCAUCGGCGGCGGUAGCGGCGUCUCCCGCUCUUCCUCUCUGCUGAGACGUCAACAUGGGCAGCAGCUGACGGAGCUGGUGCCCCUAUUCUGCGCUCACGGCUGGCAGCCGCCUCCCUCCAGCGCUCCCGAGGCUGGCCGGUCGCGAAACUUGGCUGCUGCCGCUGCCGAAGAAAAAAGUUUGGACCGCCGCUGGCCGGGCACGGGAAACGCGGGCUGGCACCGCCGCCGGCCCGGAGUGUGGCUGUGGCGGCUGCUAGGCAAAGGUGUGGCUGGGCCGCCCCGCUGCUGCCCCGUGGCCGGCGAGGCCCCGCAGGGGGCGCUGAGCCAUGCCGGCAGGCAGCCUGUUGCCGCUCUUCAACAGCCCCGCCGGGCCUGGCGUUUCAGGCGCCUCUUUAAGCGGGGGCACCCUGGUCGGUGCGGGGGUGCGGAAGGUGUCCGGCCCCAGCGGAGCCUUCCGGCUGACGGAGAAGUUCGUGCUGCUGCUGGUCUUUAGCGCCUUUAUCACGCUCUGUUUCGGGGCCAUCUUCUUCCUGCCGGAUUCCUCCAAGCUGCUCACCGGUGUUUUAUUCCACUCCAACAGCCUCCAGCAACAGCCUCCGCCGCCUGCCGGGGGGGAAGUGCGGGCGCCGCAGCCGCCCAUAGCGGGCAGCAGCAGCAGCAGCUAUGGAGGUGCUGCUGAAGGGGAGGCGGCGGAGAACUUGGCCAGGAUCCGCGAGGACCACGAGCGGGCUCUGCGGGAGGCCAAGGAGACCCUCCAGAAGCUGCCCGACGAGAUCCGCAGGGACAUAAACCAGGACAAAAGCAACUUUCUCCAGAACAGACCGGGCAGGAGGGAGGCGGGGGCUGCUGAGUUGCCUGACCUGCCUUUCCGCAAGCCCGUCGGAGCCGCGGGAAAGGAACCAGCAGACCCGCUAGUACGGCAGCAACGAGCGAAGAUCAAAGAGAUGAUGAAACAUGCCUGGGAUAAUUAUAAACGUUACGCAUGGGGAUUAAAUGAACUGAAACCCAUAUCAAAACAAGGACAUUCAAGCAAUUUAUUUGGUAAUAUUCAAGGAGCAACAAUUGUAGAUGCUUUGGAUACACUAUAUAUCAUGGAGAUGAAAGAUGAAUUUAAAGAAGCCAAAGAAUGGGUGGAGAAAAAUCUAGAUUUCAAUGUUAAUGCAGAAGUCUCUGUUUUUGAAGUAAACAUCCGUUUUGUUGGUGGGCUGCUCUCAGCAUACUGUCUUUCAGGAGAAGAGGUAUUUCGAAAGAAAGCAGUGGAACUAGGAAAGAAGUUGCUUCCAGCCUUUAAUACUCCUACAGGAAUUCCUUGGGCAUUGUUAAAUAUCAAGAGUGGCAUUGGUCGAAACUGGCCCUGGGCUUCAGGAGGAAGCAGCAUUUUGGCAGAAUUUGGAACUCUGCAUUUGGAGUUCAUGCAUCUAAGCCACUUAUCUGGAAAUCCAGUAUUUGCUGAAAAGGUGAUGAACAUUCGGAAAGUUUUAAGUCAGCUGGAUAAGCCAGAAGGCCUUUAUCCAAACUACUUAAAUCCUAGUAGUGGCCAGUGGGGACAACAUCAUGUCUCAGUUGGAGGGCUUGGAGACAGUUUCUAUGAAUAUUUGCUUAAGGCAUGGCUGAUGUCAGAUAAGACUGAUGAAGAAGGCAAGCAAAUGUAUUAUGAUGCUGUUAAGUCCAUAGAGACCCAUUUGAUCCGGAAAUCCAGCACUGGUUUGAUGUACAUUGCUGAGUGGAAAGGUGGCCUACUUGAACACAAAAUGGGCCACCUGACUUGUUUCGCAGGAGGGAUGUUUGUUCUGGGUGCCGACGGUGCUCCUGCUGAUAAAAUUGAACGCCACAUUGAACUUGGUGCUGAAAUUGCCCGCACAUGUCAUGAGUCUUAUGAUCGCACAAGCAUGAAGCUUGGACCAGAAGCUUUUAGAUUUGAUGGCGGAGUUGAGGCAAUUGCUACGAGGCAGAAUGAGAAAUACUACAUCUUGCGACCUGAAGUUAUAGAAACCUACAUGUAUAUGUGGAGAUUCACCCAUGACCCAAAAUAUCGGCAAUGGGGUUGGGAAGCUGUAGAGGCAUUGGAAAAAUAUUGCAGAGUAGAUGGUGGCUAUAGUGGUGUCAGAGAUGUUUACAGCACCCAUCAAAGCCAUGAUGAUGUGCAGCAGAGUUUCUUCCUUUCAGAAACACUCAAGUACUUAUACUUGUUAUUCUCUGAAGAUGAUCUCCUUCCAUUUGAACACUGGGUCUUUAACACUGAAGCACACCCUUUGCCAGUUAUCUCCAGGGAAGAAGAAGAAAAAGGAAAAAAAUAAAUAAAAUAAUCAUGACUGGGGCCAUGUUAUAGAUUUAUUAAAAUCUGGGUAACUUUUUAAGUUCUGAAUCAGUUUUUUGCAGUCUGAUGUUUACCCAUAUACUUUUUAUCAGGGGACCUAAAUACCCAUUAGUUAUAAUUAAUCUUAUUUAUGUUCUGUUGGAAGGGUUAAGUGAUUUGUCAUCUCUGUAUUUUGUUAGGCUGCAGUGUGCAUCAGGCCAAAUAGAAUAGAGAGGUUAGCAUGUUACUUCUUUCCAGAUUUAUUUUUGACUGCAAAAUUCUUUCCUCCUCUGUGAGGAGAUGUCUGCUUUAAGCUGUAAUACUUUGCUGUGUUGCAAAAAGCCAUAAAGAAAUGAAGUAUGAAGAGCUUUUUUCUUUUAUUCUUUUUUUUUAAUGUGGUUUGUCUGAUCACUAGAGACAAAUCUCCUAACUGUGACAGCUUCUUCUUAUGCGGGUCUAUUGUUAAUUGGUAAUUCGAAUACUUAAGAAGGUGUACUGUUCAGGAAAACUUCAGAAGAAAUAUUUUCAACUCAUCUGCAGUCACUAUUGUAUUAAACUGCAGCUUGUAUUGAAA